Daphnia carinata is the source of this 1649-nucleotide messenger RNA. RefSeq names its product heparan sulfate 2-O-sulfotransferase pipe-like. The record is from RefSeq and is a predicted model, not a curated record. Gene Ontology annotation, cellular component: membrane. Bases 61 to 1221 code for a protein of 386 amino acids. Gene Ontology annotation, molecular function: sulfotransferase activity. The transcript is spliced from 8 exons. Lineage: Eukaryota; Metazoa; Arthropoda; Branchiopoda; Diplostraca; Daphniidae.
CAUUAUUAUUGUUGCUUUUCCGAAAGUGUUUUGGAAUUCAACGCAUUUACCAAUAAGGCAAUGAUUUUAGCGUUUCGAAGAUGGUGUUGGAAUUCACGUUGCGAAAGCAGCCCUCGAAGAAUCACCCCAAAGAACAAAUUCCUUCCUUAUGUUGUUAGUCUUGUGGCCAUGAAGCUGAUAGUCAUGAUGCUGCUAGCGUCCAAUAAGCGCAGCCAUCCGCAAAGAAUGGGAGCUCUGUCAGCUGAUUCCUCAAUGACAGUAACGGCUGUGGACACGAUAGGGAAAGACGAGAUGGACAACCAACGCUACUGGAAAAUUCUAGAGAACUUGGAGGAAGCGGAAAUUGAGGGAACAGCAACUAACCGCACACACCCUUCCUCCAUUUGGCUAAUUUAUAACCGAGUACCGAGAUGCGGUGGGUUGACCAUGGUUUUCCUUAUGAAGGAAUUGGCUAAAGUUAACAGAUUUGCCCACCAACGACAUCAAUAUAGGACUCCUUGGAACAGGUUGUUAAUUGAAGAAGAAAUGAAAAAUUUGGUUACGUGGUUCGAGUAUCAACACCAAGCAAAAAGCUAUGACCGCCAUUUCCUCCAUGUCAAUUUCACUCGGUUUCAGCGGUAUACUAAGAAUCUCCGGCCCACUUACAUGAACAUUGUGCGUGAUCCAGCUGAGCGAGAAUAUUCGGCUUUUCGUGGAAGGAGGUCGCAGGAUCCACUUCAGAUCACUCAGGAGAUCAAACGAAGGGAUGCAGCCGGCGCUGGAACGGGGAUGGAAUGGUACACGAAAUCAUUUGAUGACUGCAUUCUCGAUGAGGACGAGGAGUGUGCCUUCAAUUCGUCCGAGUACACCUUCAGCCGUGCGAUCCCAUAUUUUUGUGGCCAGGAUCCUCGAUGCCUUGUCCCUCGCAGCCGGUGGGCCCUACAAAGAGCUAAAUUCAUUAUUGAACACGAAUACUCGGUAGUGGGAAUCCUGGAUAAAAUGAACGAAACGCUACAUGUCCUCGAGCGCUAUAUACCGCGCUUCUUCUCAGGUUCAGCAAAGAUCUACUAUAGUAGAGGUUACGGCCGGCGGCACGAAAACCGUUACAUUAAGAGUAAGCCGGCUCUAAGCGACCAGGUGUUGGCGAAAUUGAGAGAUUCGCUGUCGGACGAGUACGAGCUGUACGAUUUUUGUCAACAGCGAUUGUAUCAUCAAUACCAGCAAACCAUCAACACGCAUUAAAACGAAGUUAAAGUCACUUCUGAUCGGCUGCAAGAACACAGAUUUGCUUUAACUAAAACCAUGGAAGUUUAAAUUAGAAGUCAUCAGAGUGAGGAAUAACCUCGCUCUUUGCACCAAAAAUAAGGGGGGGUAAAGGGCAGCAAAUGUGGCAUCUUCGUGUGAGUGUGGAAGACCUUGUUGGGUCCAGUCAAAAGAGAGCUUUAGUUUUCGUCAUUUAGACGAACCAAGAUCGGUAUUCAUGCGGUAGGGCACCUCGUCUAGCGUAAAAAGUGUGUUUGGGAGAGAAACGCAAUAAAUUAGUCACAUUUGACGUGUAAACGUCGGCAAAGCGAAAAAGACGUCGUGAGAAGUACGUAGGGUUGUGGUAAGUUCGAAACAAACUACCAAACUGUUUGUUGAACACAUGUUUUGUUUCUUUCCUGUAAUAA